This is a messenger RNA of Notothenia coriiceps (black rockcod), 1656 nucleotides long. RefSeq names its product ephrin type-B receptor 1-like. Gene Ontology annotation, biological process: ephrin receptor signaling pathway; axon guidance; protein phosphorylation. Gene Ontology annotation, molecular function: protein binding; ATP binding; transmembrane-ephrin receptor activity. The coding region runs from base 195 to 1622 and encodes 475 amino acids. The record is from RefSeq and is a predicted model, not a curated record. Lineage: Eukaryota; Metazoa; Chordata; Actinopteri; Perciformes; Nototheniidae. The transcript is spliced from 7 exons. Gene Ontology annotation, cellular component: plasma membrane; dendrite.
UCCUCGCACCCCUCAGCCCCUACACUCCGUCCUUCCCAGUCGCUGGUUGUCACACAUUGUUUACUACGGCUUGAAAUGUGACUCACAACACGGGCUAUCUGCUGGAGUACCGCUCUGACAACUGAGGGAUUCUUUUGACGCGCACCGUGCGUCUUGGUAAUUUGGGGAAAGGCUGUGGAGACUACCCUUCUGCCAUGACAGUGGAUUUGUUUGCGCUUUUAUGCGUGCUGGUCAUCACAUCCUCUGCGAUGGAAGAGACCGUGAUGGACACUCGGGUGGCCACAGCUGAACUGGGCUGGACAGCAUAUCCAAAUUCAGGGUGGGAGGAAGUGAGUGGCUACGAUGAAAACCUCAACACAAUCAGGACCUACCAGGUGUGUAAUGUCUUCGAGCCUAGUCAAAAUAACUGGCUCCUCACCACCUUUAUUGAUCGUCGUGGAGCACAACGCAUCUAUGUGGAGAUUCGAUUCACCGUGCGUGACUGCAGCUCCAUCCCAAACGUCCCCGGCUCAUGCAAGGAGACUUUUAAUCUCUAUUACUAUGAAUCUGAUGCUGUCAUUGCCACAAAAGGCACCGCCUUCUGGAUGGAGGCCCCUUACCUCAAGGUAGACACCAUUGCUGCAGAUGAAAGCUUCUCGCAGGUGGACUUUGGCGGACGCCUGAUGAAGGUCAACACAGAAGUGCGGAGCUUUGGCCCAUUGUCUAAAAAUGGCUUCUACCUGGCGUUUCAGGACUAUGGCGCUUGCAUGUCUCUGCUGUCAGUCAGAGUGUUUUAUAAGAAGUGCCCAAGUGUGGUCCAGAACUUUGCAAUCUUUCCAGAGACCAUGACAGGGGCUGAGAGCACCUCUCUGGUAAUUGCAAGAGGAAUCUGCAUUCCCAACUCAGAGGAAGUAGAUGUCCCGAUAAAGCUGUACUGCAAUGGAGACGGCGAGUGGAUGGUUCCUAUCGGUAGCUGCACAUGCAAGGCAGGGUUUGAACCUGACAACGGCAACGUCUGUCGAGCAUGCCCGCCGGGUACCUUCAAGUCAACCCAGGGUCCAGGUCUGUGUCUACAAUGCCCUCCCAACAGCCGCUCCACAGCUGAAGCCGCCACCAUCUGUGUGUGCCGCAACGGUUAUUACCGUGGUGAUGCUGAUCAGCCGGAUGAACCCUGCACGAGUGUCCCGUCAAGCCCAAGGAAUGUGAUCUCCAUUGUGAACGAAACCUCUGUAAUCCUGGAGUGGCAUUCUCCCAGGGAGACGGGCGGCCGUGAAGACGUCGUCUACAACAUAGUGUGCAAGAAGUGCCGGGCCGACCGGCGCUCUUGCUCCCACUGCGACGACAAUGUGGACUUCGUCCCUCGACAGCUGGGUCUGACUGACACCAGGGUGUUCAUCAGCAACCUGCUGGCUCACACCCUCUACAGCUUUGAGAUACAGGCUGUGAAUGGAGUCAGCAAUAAGAGCCCGUACCCUGCCCAGCAUGUUUCCAUAGACAUCACCACCAACCAGGCUGCUCCCUCAAUAGUCCCCAUCAUGCACCAGAUCAGCUCCACCAUGAAUAGCUUCACACUGUCAUGGCCACAACCAGAGCAGCCCAAUGGCAUCAUCCUGGACUAUGAGCUGCGGUAUUACGAAAAGUGAAUAGGUUGACCUCUGCUCCGGCCCACUCUGCACA